Molecule: messenger RNA, 2593 nt
Organism: Nymphalis io (European peacock)
Lineage: Eukaryota; Metazoa; Arthropoda; Insecta; Lepidoptera; Nymphalidae
Exons: 6
Coding region: 114-2132 (672 amino acids)
Source: RefSeq, a predicted model, not a curated record
CGAAAGCGCCCUGACUGUUAUUAAUUAAUUGGAUUAUUUAUAUUAAUAUUUUGAUAAGAGUUUUCUUUCGCAAUUCGUCUUUUAUCAAUUUAUGUAAUUUUCAGGAUAUAACUAUGGCAUCAGUGGAGGAACGUCUUAAUAAGCUCAGGGAAGACCGGGUUGCCAGAGAAAAAGCUAGGAUUGAAAAGUUGCGGGAACUCAACUUAAAGAAAUAUGGCAAAAAUGAUUUCCAUUUGCCGAAAAACUCUUCGACUGUUUCCCUUCCUGUCAAGUCUAAAUCUGAUACCAGCGGUGUUACUAAAAGUACAGUGAAUCAUGUUAAAAAUAAUAUACAAUUGAAUGGCCUGAAAAGACCAACUUCAAUACCGACUUUGAAGAAACUUCCACCAAAAGAUCCAAAUAAUGGCAAAAAUGUUCAGAGCAACAAUACCAAAGCUUAUAGUAAAAUUUCUAACCAAGCGAAUAAUAAUAUUGGAAAAGAUAAAAUGACAAAUGGGUCGAAAGUUGAUACCAAAUGUCCAAAAGCAGUUAACAUUAACGGCAAAGAUGUUAAGAUUGAUAAGCCAUUGAAAGAAAUAACUCCAGAAGUAAAUAUAAAACACUUCAAUGAAAUUUGUCAUAAAAAUCCCAAAAUAACAAUAACAGAAGUAAAAGACAUUAACAAAAGUGUCAACAAUAAAGCUAAUCCUAAAAACGAUUUAAAAUCUCGUAAGAGCCUCGCUGUGUCGAAAAUCGACAACAAAUCUAGAAACUUCAAUAAAAGAAAAAGUAUGCAGCCAAGUCAAAUGGCAAAUGGCAACGGGAAAAGGGAAUCAGUUUUUGAUAGACUUUAUAAACCAAAAAUGGUUGCACCAAAGCAAACUAUAGACAAUGCUCUUAAACUACGUACAGAUCCUGAUUAUUUGAAGAAAGUUAUAAAUGAUUCUAGAUUAAUUAUGAACAAGAGGCAUACUGUCUUUGAAACGAAGCCUAGUAUGCCAGUACGUAGAUCGAUAUCAGCAGUACAUUUAAAGAAAAUUAGCAGAAAAGAACUGGGUAAUUGCUUUCACAAAUGGGCGUCGAUUGGAGAGAAGAUAGAUAAAGUACAUCUCAAGGAUGUCAAUGAAGACGAUUGUAUUAAAAGCGAAAAAGUAAUAUCGGCUGUUAAAAGUGAACGGAAAAAGGUUAAAUUUCAAACGCCUGUCCCUUACAAUUUUAACACACCAAAACCAGAAGAACUGCAGUCUAAAUUGCGAAAUUGGUUAAAGAAACGCGGGAAAGCCAUAGAUUCAUAUCACCAUUUGCAAUGUUUCGGCUUACACAAUCUGUCAAGGGAUAUUAGACCUUUAAAUAUAGAUACACCCAAGUUUGAAGAAUAUGAUGAUGAGGAUAAAGAAAACAUUGCCCUGGAUCAUGAUAGUGAUAAUGAAUCAUAUUUGGAAAAUAUGAACAACCAAAAUGGGGAGGUAAAUGAAGAGGUGAAGAAUGAAAUUGGGUUUCCUACUGAGAAGUGGCGUAGAGCCAGCAACAUUAGCGAUAGCGUGGACUUUAAUGAGAGCUAUGAAACAACGUUGACAUCCGGCGAUGUGAUGCAUCAUGUUGAUGAGCUGCUGUUAGGUGCUUUGAAUGACUUGACGGAGUUAUUGCGAGAAGGUUUCGACUGGGAGCAGUGCGCACGCUGGCUCCGCGCGAUCCGCGAUCGCUUUCCGUCCGCGCCCGACAACGCGCCCUACUGGGAGUGCCGCGCCGCGCUGGAGGAGCGCCGCGGGGACCUGCCCGCCUCCGUGCAGUGCUGGGAGCAGGCCAUCGCCAAGGGAACCGAGCAAUCAGUGGUUGAAGCAAACUUAGACCAGCUGCUGGACAAAUUCAUGCAGCUCAAGAUAAGUCCGAGUUCAGGGCGACGUCAGGUCGAUCCUAAGCUGGUGGACGUGAAGAAUAUCUUUAAGAGUACGAUCAUACGUUUCGCUGUUCAGCAGGCUAAGUUGCGUCAAUCAAACGAACCGCCGAAGUACACCGUGACACCGGUCCGACGCAGUUCGAGGCUCAGUUCGCAUUGGCGCCAGACACCGUUACGUGUGUGCACGACGAUACAUCAGGCGUCAGAACUUGGAGCUGAUUUCAAACCGAAUAAGGCGUUGACAGAGAGCCCUUGACGGAUUAUAUUUACUGUAAUAUAGUAUGUAGCUCUAUAGCCCAAGUUAUGCUGGUCGUUGGUUCUAUAUUGACAUGGGGCUAUAGUGUCCCCACUCCAAACAAAAGCUUAAUAGCUUAACUUAAAUAUUUUUGUCAGUUCGUUUAUUAAACUUACAUCAUGAACAACUCGUUCAUUUCAAGUAUAAUCCGUUCAAAUAAUUCUUGCCUUUUUUCUCAACACUGUCUCUACAUUUUAUUGUAUUUUUUAGCUGAGGCUUGAAAAGUUUAUUUUUUAAAUAAGAUCAUGAAUUCAUACCAAAUAUGUAUAUAUGUAUAAUCCUAACAUUUCUAUAUUAAUAGUAUUAUUUAGUAAUAUAAUAUGACUUUUUAUUUUAGUGUUCACAUGUUCAUUGACCACUUGCUUACAUAUGUGACCUCUUUUGACCCUACCCUCCUUUGUAAUUAAACAAACCUUUUUUUU